AACCACCCCCCCCCAACGCCUGGUUUACGCGCCUUGCAAGUUGCGAGUACAGCAUAUACUCCUCAGUGCCGCUAAAUCGCGCAGCUAAUGAAACUUCGUUACUGAAAGCUGGCUGGCCUGGACUCCUUCAGUAUCAGUGGCGCAUAAUAAUCAAAUCGCUCUAAUAGCGAAGUACAUUACAUUGAGAUAUGGCGCACGGUGCUGAGGACUGCGCAUCCGUGUUAGAGCAAUUCGUUCAUGAUGUGGCGAAUCUGCCAGCAGAAAUCAACCACUUGAUGGAAGAGAUUCAGGCCAAGGACAAGAUUAUUCAAGAAUGUCGCUCCACGAUCAACUCCAGAGAUGGAAGUUUACAAAAAUUUAUCAAAAUGAACGGCAGUUUGACGCCAAAUCCCAAAGAAGAACAAUACGGAAAGGUCAUACUACAGAGUCUUGAUAAGUCGCAGCAACUACAGGAUGAGAAGAUACAACUGAGUGAGAAAGCGUGUGUUUUGUUAGACCGGCAAAUCAAGAAAUUGGAUAUCAAAAUUCGUGACUUGCAGAAUGACGGUGUCCUUUCCAACGACCCUCCCUUGCCCUCCCUUUUCAACAACAGCGACCAAUACCGAGACCUCCCCAAGAUCUUCCACACCGAUUCUACCUCUGAGUCUACCUCCUACAGUACUCCUCUACAUCCUACGUCCGGGAAUGCCAAUGUCAUAAUAGGUGCCACUCAGAGACUUAACCAGUCCCUGGCCCGAUCAGCAGGUGUGGCUACUCUAGGCUCUCCGACGGCUGCGCGAAGCUCGGCUCCCGCAACUCCAGCCGGUGGCACAGCUCAUUUUCACCAACGGCAGCGUGAGUCAUCAGCGGGCGCAGUAGAAAACAAGCGGCGGCGGCUAAACGCCUCACUUGGAACAUUGCCAACAGCAUCCUCGAACCUUCGGCAGUCUUCACUAGGUCCCGGUACACCUAAGGGCGGUACGCCAGCCUCGAGUCGCGCUGGCAGUGCUGGGCCACGUUCUUCAAGCACAGUAAAAAAGGCAUUGACUAAGAAAGUCGCGCCUCAUCAGCAAUUGAAGAAGAUCAAGGCAUCAUCUGGACUCAACGGAAAACCAACUAAACGGUCUUCUAGUGCUAGUGGCCGUAUCAAGCUUACUACAAAGAAGUCCCCAUCUGCGGCCGCCGGCGAUGAAGACGAGGAUGAUUCGCUACUCAGCAGCGCCGAUGUCUCGGAUUCCGAAAAUAACAGCGAUGCUCGGCGUGGAGAUGAAGACAUGGAUGAUGAGGAAGAUGAGGGCAAUGAAGAUACCAGGGUUUAUUGUACUUGUCGCAGUGUCAGCCACGGCGACAUGGUUGCUUGCGAUAAUGAAAAUUGCGAGUUCGAAUGGUUUCACUGGAAGUGUGUAGGUUUGACCAGGGAACCUGUAGGCAAAUGGUAUUGUCCUCAGUGUGCAGCCAAGUUAAAUAGUUAAUCAUACCCUCCUGUUUCAUAUUGACGACUAGCCUGUUAUAUUUCCUGAAAUUGCAUACCAUCUCAUUCCAGGAUUGCUCCGAUAGAUUUGGAGCUUCCACCGUUUCACAAGGUACAAAGAUUAGGCCACGAAAUGAAGCAAUCCAAUCGCUUCUGUUAGAACCAAACCAUCCGUAUC
Aspergillus alliaceus is the source of this 1628-nucleotide messenger RNA. RefSeq names its product putative PHD finger domain protein. NCBI's taxonomy places the organism in Eukaryota, Fungi, Ascomycota, Eurotiomycetes, Eurotiales, Aspergillaceae. The record is from RefSeq and is a predicted model, not a curated record. Bases 189 to 1451 code for a protein of 420 amino acids. Gene Ontology annotation, cellular component: nucleus; Rpd3L complex; Rpd3L-Expanded complex. The transcript has a single exon. Gene Ontology annotation, biological process: regulation of DNA-templated transcription.